Molecule: messenger RNA, 2656 nt
Organism: Oncorhynchus gorbuscha (pink salmon)
Lineage: Eukaryota; Metazoa; Chordata; Actinopteri; Salmoniformes; Salmonidae
Product: lipopolysaccharide-induced tumor necrosis factor-alpha factor homolog
Exons: 5
Coding region: 150-650 (166 amino acids)
Molecular function (GO): zinc ion binding
Source: RefSeq, a predicted model, not a curated record
CCCUCUCAUACACUCUCCUCCUCCCACCAAUUAUUCUUCGUUCUUAAAUCAAAGGUACCUCAGUCUUUCUUUUCUCCCAGGACCGGAUAGUUCCAGGCCAUCAGCCCAGUCGUUCACCCCAGGAAUCCUUCAGGUAGAGAUCAGUCGAGAUGGAGAAAGGUUAUCCCGGGGAUGGUACUUCCGCCCCUCACCCAGAACCUCCCAUGAACUAUGGGGGGAUAGCCACGGGCCAGGGCCCCCAGCCAGGCUUGUACCCCCAGCCCCCAGGCGGAUACCCUGCCUCCCCUGUUCCUCCACAACCAGGGUUCCAGCCUGGUCCCUACCAGGGAGGUCCCCAAGCAGGUGUGUACACACCUCCACCACAGUACACCUCUGGACCAGGUGGACAGGGGCCAGUCGUGACCCAGGUAAUAAUGACUCCUAGCCUGAUGGAGGUCGGCGGUUCGACCAUGUGUCCCCACUGCCAGCAGCACGUGGUCACCAAGACAGAGACCAACCCUGGCCUGCUCACCUGGCUCAUCUGUGGUGGCCUCUUCAUUGUUGGGUGCUGGCCAUGCUGCGCCAUCCCUUUCUGUGUAGACUCCUGUAAAGACGUGAAUCACAGCUGUCCCAACUGCAACAAUAUCAUCUACGUCUACAAACGCAUUUGAUAUUAAUUUGACUGUACUACCUUUAUCUGAAGGACUGGGACAUGGCACCUCAAUCAAAUCAACAUUUCUGUAAAUGUAUGAGGUUCGUAUUCACUAGGGCAUAUGAUGUUGGAAAAUGUUUUACAACGAAGAAACAAAAACAAAUUCUUAUUGGACAAGUCCAGAUAGUCCCUCCCUUUUUCAGUCCAUUUUCUUCCAUUUGGUGCCUAAUGAAUACAACCCAGGGGUAGCCAAAAGGGUUAUGUCUAUCCUAUAUAGUCCCUGAGCAGGUGGUGAGCUUCCCUCAGCUCCACAAAAUACUACAUAAUAUAUGCCAUUUAGCAGAUGCUUUUAUCCAUUUUUGUAUGGGCUGUCCUAGCGGAAAUUCAAACCCACACGUGCCAAGCUCCAUCAGGUCCCUGGCCAGACUUGACCCUUGUAGUGACUACCAAAGAGAAUCCUGAUACCAAAGACUGGUAGUAGCUGCGCUAUAGUUGUUUCACUGUAGUUCUGUACUCGUCUGAAGUCCAUGAAAGUAAAGGAACUUCUAAACCACUCUACUUAUUGUAAUAUUGUUACAUUGAGAUGUAUAUAUCACCAUCAUACUUCUUAUUGUAAUAUUGUUACAUUGAGAUGUAUAUAUCACCAUCACUUCUUAUUGUAAUAUUGUUACAUUGAGAUGUAUAGAUCACCAUCACUUCUUAUUGUAAUAUUGUUACAUUGAGAUGUAUAUAUCACCAUCACUUCUUAUUGUAAUAUUGUUACAUUGAGAUGUAUAUAUCACCAUCACUUCUUAUUGUAAUAUUGUUACAUUGAGAUGUAUAUAUCACCAUCACUUCUUAUUGUAAUAUUGUUACAUUGAGAUGUAUAUAUCACCAUCACUUCUUAUUGUAAUAUUGUUACAUUGAGAUGUAUAUAUCACCAUCACUUCUUAUUGUAAUAUUGUUACAUUGAGAUGUAUAUAUCACCAUCACUUCUUAUUGUAAUAUUGUUACAUUGAGAUGUAUAUAUCACCAUCAUACUUCUUAUUGUAAUAUUGUUACAUUGAGAUGUAUAUAUCACCAUCACUUCUUAUUGUAAUAUUGUUACAUUGAGAUGUAUAUAUCACCAUCACUUCUUAUUGUAAUAUUGUUACAUUGAGCUGUAUGUAUCACCAUCACUUCUUAUUGUAAUAUUGUUACAUUGAGCUGUAUGUAUCACCAUCACUUCUUAUUGUAAUAUUGUUACAUUGAGAUGUAUAUAUCACCAUCACUUCUUAUUGUAAUAUUGUUACAUUGAGAUGUAUAUAUCACCAUCAUACUUCUUAUUGUAAUAUUGUUACAUUGAGAUGUAUAUAUCACCAUCACUUCUUAUUGUAAUAUUGUUACAUUGAGAUGUAUAUAUCACCAUCAUACUUCUUAUUGUAAUAUUGUUACAUUGAGAUGUAUAUAUCACCAUCAUACUUCUUAUUGUAAUAUUGUUACAUUGAGAUGUAUAUAUCACCAUCACUUCUUAUUGUAAUAUUGUUACAUUGAGAUGUAUAUAUCACCAUCACUACUUAUUGUAAUAUUGUUACAUUGAGAUGUAUAUAUCACCAUCACUUCUUAUUGUAAUAUUGUUACAUUGAGAUGUAUAUAUCACCAUCACUUCUUAUUGUAAUAUUGUUACAUUGAGAUGUAUAUAUCACCAUCAUACUUCUUAUUGUAAUAUUGUUACAUUGAGAUGUAUAUAUCACCAUCACUUCUUAUUGUAAUAUUGUUACAUUGAGAUGUAUAUAUCACCAUCACUUCUUAUUGUAAUAUUGUUACAUUGAGAUGUAUAUAUCACCAUCACUUCUUAUUGUAAUAUUGUUACAUUGAGAUGUUUUGUUAUUCCACUCUUGCAGUCGUUCCCUUACCGAUCCUGUUCUCUUUUUUUUCCUCUGAACGUUCUACUACUCAUUUGUCAUAAAAGACCAUUGUCAAUAAUUACAAUGGAUCUUAUGGUUGUCUUUUCACUUCCUGUCUAGUUGCUCUGUAAAGCUCUGAUUAAAAGUUGCCUGUAUUGAA